Podarcis raffonei (Aeolian wall lizard) is the source of this 4410-nucleotide messenger RNA. It is a transcript of the gene NLRX1, whose product is annotated as NLR family member X1. The coding region runs from base 1386 to 4385 and encodes 999 amino acids. Gene Ontology annotation, cellular component: mitochondrion. Gene Ontology annotation, biological process: negative regulation of canonical NF-kappaB signal transduction. NCBI's taxonomy places the organism in Eukaryota, Metazoa, Chordata, Lepidosauria, Squamata, Lacertidae. The transcript has 9 exons. Gene Ontology annotation, molecular function: protein binding. The record is from RefSeq and is a predicted model, not a curated record.
CCAGGCCUCUGCGGCAAAGCCGGCUGUAAAUGUGUCCAUCUUUGCCAGCUUGGUGAAGUCCUUUAGUGAUGCCUGCUGCUUUAAGGGGAGAGGGAGGAGGAAGAGGAGGACAGCUGAUUAUUAUUUCAGCUGGCUGUCAGUGACAGCAGAAAGGCACACAGCAGAGCCACAAACAGGCUGGCAUUGUGAUGAUGUGCAGCCACUGGAGAUGGCAGGGAAUGAAGCGAGAAAGACCUGCUAAUUCGCCCCCAAGGUGCAUGUGUGAAUUUUACAAAAAGGACCCCCUCUUCUAUUCACCUUAUUUCCAGGUCCUCUUCUCUCCUCUGUUUUCCCCUUCCUUCCAAAGGCCUUUCUCUCUUUCUUCUCCCCUACUUAUUUACACAGCUAGUGUUGCCCCUUGUGUACUACAGCUGCAUGCAACUUUUACGUACAUGUAGGCAGCAGGCAGAAGUCAACAGGUGAAACUCAUCAAAUUGGGGGUCUCCCAGAAUGACAAUAUGUAGCUUGGUCUGAUGCAUGUUUCCUGAAAAGUUCAUUUUAGUGGGACUUGCGGUCAAGAAAGCGCACGUAAGGUUACUGGGACUAAAUGUGUUGGCUGUUUUUCUUUAAAGUUAUAUUUUUCCUUACUUCGUAGUGGGAAAGUAUAAUGAACCAUGUUUGGGGCUUGUGUUCAGAGGGCUGCGGAGAAGAGACAGUUGCAUGGAUUAUUGUAAGGUUAAAGAAAGUGGAAGAGAGGGGUUGAAGAAAGCAUGGAAUGGGAGGUGGGAAUUUGCUAAAAUGAAAUUUGGGAAUAAUCCAGACUGGGGUGAUGUUGUUCCGUGCACAGCCAUUUGCACCUCGGGCAGUGCAACCGAAUUAGCCAUCCUCACAAGGUGCACUUCUAAGCCCACCCAGUCUAAAAUCCAAUCAUACUAGCCAAGGUGUGACUAUGCCAAGGAAAGAUAACCAAAGAUAAUCCUAUUAAGGCGGGGACCCACCCCACCUUGCCAUGGACCAAAAGGACUGGCCAGGAGCAACACGUCACUGAUCCAAUCAACUUUGGAAUUCGCUUUGAAGCUUUUGUCCCCCAGAGUAUAAAAACCAGGCUCCUGAUCCCACUCUUGGCUCCUUUGCUGCUGGGCUCCGCUGGCUGCCUGAAGUCCUUCUUGCUGAAUCGCUUUUCCCUGGAUGAAACCCCGGUGUCUAGUGCUGCAUUCUCACCCUUGCUUUGCCUCCACUGCCUCCAGUCUCCUGCUUCCCUGGGUCUCCACUUGGUGAAGCAGAAGUCCUUGCUGCAGCCCUUGCUGUUUCCAGCCUGACUUAGGACUUUCGACAAGCUCCAGGACUCCUUCUUUGCGAUUGUCCACAGGGACUGAAAAGUUGAAAGGCAGGUUCCUUCCACCCCCAUGCCGUUCAGGAGAUGGCCGUGCCAGGCGGGGAGCAGCUGGAGCAGGCUGAAGCAAAUAGAGGCCAAGCAGAAGGCCGGCAGAGGCGUUGUAGCUUCCGCGAUGCACCUGGACUCGGCGCUAGGCGCUGGGAACCGCCUGGUCCUCAAGAGGAUCCUGCAUGUGGACCGGACCUUGUUCUUCUUAAGAUCAGUAUCUCCUGUCAGGGACUUUGUCUGUCAUGUGGGAGGACCCCAAGGGUUCCCAUCUCAGCCAACCUCCCCCAGACCAAGCCAACCAGCACUGAAGAAUGUGCCCACCUCUGAAGCCAUCCAGAAACACCGCAAAAACCUCUCUGACUGGUUCCGCCAGCAGCCAAAUGAGGAGCGUCAGUUUGGCCCAUCGUUCUCACUAGACACCACCCACGUGGACCCCGUGAUCCGGGAGAGCUCCCUGGAGGAGAUCCUGAAGCCUUCUCCUGAGAUGACCAUCCAGAACCAGCUGCAGGCCUCCCGUAGCCACACCAUUGGCCUCCAGAACCUCUUUGACGUGGACGCCUGCGGGAAUCAGGUGAAGAACGUGGUCCUCUAUGGCACGGUGGGCACCGGGAAGAGCACCCUUAUCAAGAAGAUGGUGAUGGACUGGUGUCAUGGCCGCCUCCCGCGCUUUGAGCUGCUUAUCCCAUUCUCCUGUGAGGACCUUUCCCAAGGCAGCGCACCCAUCUCCUUGCGGCGCAUGAUCACCAAGAAAUACCUUCAUCUCCGGGAGCUGGUGCCCACGUUGGGCUCCAGCCACCUCAAAGUGCUCUUCAUCCUCAAUGGCCUGGACCGCCUCAAUCUAGACUUCCGCCUGGCGCACACAGAACUCUGUUGCGACCCCAACGAGCCGAUUCCUCCAUCUGCCGUUGUGGUCAACCUGCUGAGGAAAUACAUGAUGCCAGAGGCGAGCAUCAUCGUCACCACACGGCCCUCGGCGGUGCGCCGCAUCCCCAGCAAGUUCGUGGGCCGCUACGUCGAGGUCUGUGGCUUCUCCGACAUCAACCUCCAGAAGCUCUACUUCCACUUGCGCCUGCGUAGGCCUGAGUGCCUCGGGGCCUCUGGCCCUCCAACGGCGGAGGAAGCAAACGAGCAGGACAACUUGGUGGAGAUGCUGUCCAGGAACUUGGAGCGGCACAACCAGAUUGCGGCCGCCUGCUUCCUGCCAUCCUACUGCUGGUUAGUGUGCACCACAUUGCACUUCCUUUACUUCACCAAGUCGGUGCCCCCCACUCAAACCCUCACCGGGAUCUACACCAGCUUCCUGCGGCUCAACUUCAGCGGGGAGGUGCUGGACAGCACGGACCCGUCUGACAUCUCCAUGAUGAAAUACGUGUCCAAAACUGUGGGCAAGCUGGCCUACAAGGGGGUGAUGUCCCGGCAGACCUCCUUCUCGGAAGAGGACCUGCGCCGCUGCUUUGAGGUGGAGAUGAAGACGGAAAGUGAGCUCAACCUCCUGAAUGUUUUCCGCAGAGACGUCUUCAGCUUCUUCCUGACGCCCAGCGUGCAGUCGGGCAAGGAGCACACCUUUGUCUUCACCAUCCCUGCCAUGCAGGAGUACCUGGCGGCCCUCUACGUGGUCCUGGGCGAGAAGAAGACCCUGGGGCAACGGGUGGGCAAGGAGGUCUCCGAGAUCAUUGGCAAGGUGAGUGAAGAUGUGACUGUGGUCCUCAGCAUCGUCUCCAAAGUCUUGCCUCUGCGCGUUCUGCCGGUGCUCUUCAGCCUAAUCAAGGUCUUACCCCGCUACUUCGGCCGGUUCACCAGCAAAGACCGCGACACCAUCGCCCACACCAUGGCGGUGGAGAUGUUCAAGGAGGAGGACUACUUCAAUGACGACGUGUUGGACCAGAUCAACUUCAGCAUCCUUGGGGUGGAAGGUCCCAUGCGCCAUCCGGACGAGGCUUCGGACGACGAGGUCUUCGAGCUCUUCCCCAUCUUCAUGGGAGGGCUGCUGUCACGGCGCAACCGGGCCAUCCUGGACCAGCUGGGCUGCUCCAUCAAGAACCUGGCAGCCUUUGAGAUCGCCAAGGCCAUGAAGAAGACGGUCAUCCGCAACAGCCGCAAGGGCUUGCCGCCGUCCGAGCUCAUGGACUACCUCUUCUUCCUGCACGAGUUCCAGAAUGAACGCUUCACGGCCGAGGCUGUCCAGUCCUUGAGGACCAUCAACCUCUCCUCUGUCAAGAUGACCCCUCUCAAGUGCUCCGUUGUGGCAUCUGUCGUGGGCACCACCAGUCAUGAAGUGGAGGAGCUGAACUUGGCCUCUUGCCACCUCGACAUCAACAGCCUGAAGAUUCUCUUCCCCGUCUUGCUGCGGUGCAAAAAACUCCACUUGCAGCUCAACAGCCUGGGGCCAGAAGCAUGCAAGGAGAUCAGGGACCUGCUGUUGCACGAGAAAUGUGGUGUGAGUACCCUAAGGCUGGCGGACAACCCCCUGACAGAGCAGGGUGCCCAGUACCUCGCUGAAGGCCUUGCUGGCAACACCUCUUUGACCCACCUGUCGCUGCUGCACACCUCGUUGGGGAACCGGGGCGUGGAGGUGAUCACCCAGCACUUGGCGCAAAACCAGCACCUGCAGGAACUCGACGUGGCCUACAAUUCGGUGUCCGACGCAACUGCCCUCGCCCUGGUGGAGGAGGCCAAGAGGCACGCCACUCUGGAAACUGUCCACUUGUACUUCAACGACAUCAGCGAGGAAGGCAAGCAAGCCCUCCAUGCUCUGCGCAAGGAACGCGACGGCAUCAAGGUGCUCAUCUUCCUGACGAUGGGGGCCGACAUCUCCGACUACUGGGCCGUCAUCCUGAACGUAGUACAGAAGAACUUGCCCGUCUGGGACCGCGACCGGGUGCGGCAGCACCUCAGCCUGCUCCUGGAGGACUUGCGGUGCAGCCGCCGGGAGACUGCCAAUCCUUGGAAGAAGGCCAAGUUCAUCCGCGUGGAGAACGAAGUCAAGCGGAUGCUGGGAGACCUUCAGCAGGGCACUUCCUAGUGCUCCACUCCUGCUGGAGGCUCCU